AUGACCCAGGGGAAGAAGAAGAAACGGGCCGCAAACCUCAGUAUCAUGCUGGCCGAGAAGAUCAUCAUUAAGGACGGAGGCACGCCUCAUCGAAUAGGUUCUCCUAGUGUUUAUCAUGCGGUUAUUGUCAUCUUUUUGGAGUUUUUUGCUUGGGGAUUAUUGACCGCACCCACCUUGGUGGUAUUACAUGAAACCUUCCCUAAACAUACAUUUUUGAUGAAUGGCCUAAUUCAAGGAGUAAAGGGUCUGUUGUCAUUCCUCAGUGCCCCACUUAUGGGUGCUCUUUCUGAUGUUUGGGGCCGAAAAUCCUUCUUGCUGCUAACAGUGUUUUUCACAUGUGCCCCAAUUCCUUUAAUGAAGAUCAGCCCGUGGUGGUACUUUGCUGUUAUCUCUGUUCCUGGGGUAUUUGCAGUGACUUUCUCAGUGGUAUUUGCAUAUGUAGCAGAUAUAACUCAAGAGCAUGAAAGAAGUAUGGCUUAUGGACUGGUUUCAGCAACAUCUGCUGCAAGUUUAGUCACCAGCCCUGCAAUUGGAGCUUACCUUGGACGAGUGUAUGGGGACAGCUUAGUGGUGGUCCUAGCCACAGCCAUAGCUUUGCUAGAUAUUUGUUUUAUCCUUGUUGCUGUGCCAGAGUUGUUGCCUGAGAAGAUGCGGCCAGCAUCAUGGGGAGCACCCAUUUCUUGGGAACAGGCUGACCCCUCUGCAUCCUUAAAAAAAGUGGGCCAAGAUUCCAUAGUGCUGCUAAUCUGCAUUACAGUGUUUCUCUCCUACCUACCAGAGGCAGGCCAAUAUUCCAGCUUUUUUUUUGUACCUCAGACAGAUAAUGAAAUUUUCACCAGAAAGUGCUGCAGCAUUUAUGCAGUCCUUGGCAUUCUUUCCAUUAUUGCACAGACCAUAGUCUUGAGUUUACUUGUGAGGUCAAUUGGAAAUAAGAACACCAUUUUAUUGGGUCUGGGAUUUCAAAUAUUACAGCUGGCAUGGUAUGGCUUUGGUUCAGAACCUUGGAUGAUGUGGGCUGCUGGGGCCGUAGCAGCCAUGUCUAGCAUUACCUUUCCAGCUGUCAGUGCCCUUGUUUCACGAACUGCUAGUGCUGAUCAACAGGGUGUUGUGCAAGGAAUGAUAACAGGGAUUCAAGGAUUGUGCAAUGGCCUGGGGCCAGCCCUUUAUGGAUUUAUUUUCUACAUAUUCCAUGUGGAACUUAAAGAACUGCCAAUAACAGGAACAGAUUUGGGAACAAACACAAGCCCUCAGUACCGCUUUGAACAGAAUUCCAUCAUCCCUGGCCCCCCUUUCCUCUUUGGAGCCUGUUCGGUACUGCUGGCUCUGCUUGUUGCCUUGUUUAUUCCAGAACAUACCAAUUUAAGCUUAAAGUCCAGCAGUUGGAGAAAGCACUGUGGCAGUCACAGCCAUCCUCAUAGUACACAAGCGCCAGGAGAGGCCAAAGAACCUUUAUUCCAGGACACAAAUGUGUGACGACCGAAAUCAGGAAGCUUUUUCUAUC
Messenger RNA from Cynocephalus volans (Philippine flying lemur), 1501 nucleotides. RefSeq names its product hippocampus abundant transcript 1 protein-like. Gene Ontology annotation, molecular function: transmembrane transporter activity. NCBI's taxonomy places the organism in Eukaryota, Metazoa, Chordata, Mammalia, Dermoptera, Cynocephalidae. The record is from RefSeq and is a predicted model, not a curated record. Gene Ontology annotation, biological process: transmembrane transport. Gene Ontology annotation, cellular component: membrane.